Messenger RNA from Meriones unguiculatus (Mongolian gerbil), 2492 nucleotides. RefSeq names its product UDP-N-acetylglucosamine pyrophosphorylase 1 (gene Uap1). Gene Ontology annotation, molecular function: UDP-N-acetylglucosamine diphosphorylase activity. The record is from RefSeq and is a predicted model, not a curated record. The coding region runs from base 442 to 2010 and encodes 522 amino acids. Gene Ontology annotation, biological process: UDP-N-acetylglucosamine biosynthetic process. Lineage: Eukaryota; Metazoa; Chordata; Mammalia; Rodentia; Muridae. The transcript has 11 exons.
ACCCCGGCGCGGGUCAGUGCUGUUGAAAAUGGCCCCUCGCCUAACGGGGAAGAGGAACCACGAGGGUCCGAGGCCAGGGCUCAGGGGUAGUUGUGCCAUCUGUGGGGGUCACCAGGGGGAGGAGUAGGUGGUCGCUGGAACUGGCAGGGGAAAGCGAGUUGGAGUGUUUUGAACGCGCGAGGGUAGAAGCUGAGAGCUCAGAAAAGGAUAGGGGAUCCCGGUGGGGGCUGUGGCUAGCACCGGACCCACUCGCCACUUCCCCGCCUCGCUUGACGCCGGGACGCGGGAGAGGUUCGGAUUUCAGGGUUUCUUUAGUUGGCCCGGGAGAAGGAUGGGGCCUGGAGGACUGAGAACACGCGUCUGCUCUUAAAGAUUUGGCCUGAGGCUGGCUUUCAUUGACCUCACAACUCUGUUUUCACAAAGCUUCACGGCCAGAGCGCCAUGAAUGUUAACGAGCUCAAACUCAGGUUGUCCAGAGCUGGGCAAGAUCACCUGCUGCAGUUCUGGAAUGAGCUGGAAGAAGCCCAGCAGGCAGAACUGUAUACGGAGCUCCAGGCCAUGAACUUUGAGGAGCUGAACGCAUUUUUCCAGAAGGCCAUUGGAGGAUUUGAUCAUUCCUCUCCCCAAGAGAAGGUGGAUGCACGAAUGGAGCCUGUGCCUCGAGAGGUUCUGGGCAGUGCUACCAGAGACCAAGACCAGCUCCAGGCCUGGGAAAGUGAAGGACUUGCCCAGAUUUCUCAGAACAAAGUGGCAGCCCUUCUUCUAGCUGGUGGGCAGGGGACAAGACUUGGGGUCGCAUAUCCCAAGGGCAUGUAUGAUGUUGGCUUGCCAUCCCACAAGACACUUUUUCAGAUUCAAGCAGAGCGUAUUCUGAAGCUGCAGCAGUUAGCCGAAAAACAGCAUGGCAACCAAUGCGUCAUCCCAUGGUAUAUAAUGACCAGUGGUAGAACAAUGGAAUCAACGAAGGAGUUCUUCACAAGGCACAAAUACUUUGGCUUAAAAAAGGAGAACGUGGUCUUCUUUCAGCAGGGAAUGCUGCCCGCUAUGAGUUUUGAUGGGAAAAUUAUCUUGGAAGAGAAAAACAAAGUCUCUAUGGCUCCAGAUGGGAAUGGUGGUCUCUACAGGGCUCUUGCAGCCCAAAACAUUGUGGAGGACAUGGAGCAGAGAGGCGUGUGGAGUAUUCAUGUCUAUUGCGUGGACAACAUAUUGGUGAAAGUGGCAGACCCACGGUUCAUCGGAUUCUGCAUCCAGAAGGGAGCAGACUGUGGGGCAAAGGUGGUGGAGAAAACGAACCCCACGGAACCAGUUGGAGUGGUUUGCCGGGUGGAUGGGGUGUACCAGGUGGUAGAGUACAGUGAGAUUUCUCUGGCGACGGCUCAGAAGCGAAGCUCGGAUGGACGGCUGCUGUUCAACGCCGGGAACAUCGCCAAUCACUUCUUCACUGUACCCUUCCUGAAAGAUGUUGUCAAUGUCUACGAACCUCAGUUGCAGCACCAUGUGGCGCAAAAGAAGAUUCCAUAUGUGGAUUCCCAGGGGCACUUAAUUAAGCCAGACAAGCCAAAUGGAAUAAAGAUGGAGAAAUUUGUCUUUGACAUCUUCCAGUUUGCAAAGAAGUUUGUGGUGUAUGAAGUGUUACGGGAAGACGAGUUCUCCCCACUCAAGAAUGCAGACAGUCAGAAUGGAAAGGACAAUCCGACCACUGCGCGGCAUGCUUUGAUGUCCCUGCAUCAUUGCUGGGUCCUCAAUGCUGGGGGACACUUCAUAGAUGAAAAUGGCUCUCGCCUCCCAGCCAUCCCCCGCAGUGCUACAAAUGGAAAGUCAGAGACCAUCACAGCUGAUGUCAAUCACAACUUGAAAGAUGCCAACGAUGUACCGAUCCAGUGUGAAAUCUCUCCCCUCGUCUCCUAUGCUGGAGAAGGGCUAGAAGGUUAUGUGGCAGAUCAAGACUUCCAUGCACCUUUAAUCAUCGACGAGAAUGGAGUCCAUGAGCUGGUGAAAAACGGCAUAUGAAUCUUACAGUGAGCGCGGCCCACAGGGAGCCUGUGUGUUUGAUAAACCAGCUGUGAACCUGCGGGACCUCCCAGAAGGCUGAAGUGUGGACAUUCACAGAGUUUCAUUUUGCUUGCUGGUAUCUGAUAAACAGCAGACUUCCCACAUCCAGAUGACUGGACUUUAGAGAGCGUUUUUGUGAUUCUCAACUCAUUGAAGGUCUUAUUUAUAUUUUUUAACUAUAUAAGUUCUUCCAAGCCAAGGCUCACAUUGGCCAUCCAGGAAACUUCCUCAGCUUGACUCUAGUUGGGAUGUUCAGCAUGACUUCAUUUGGAGCUGGAAGCAUUUGUUUUUGAAGUUGUACAUAGUGAUAAUAAGUCAUUGUACAUGUCAGACGGUUUCUAUGGUACUAAAAUUUUGUUUUAUUUUAUCAAGCAUUAAAGAUUUUUUAAGAAAAUAACUGGACAACAAAAUAAAACUUUCUUCUUGUCUGUGCACUGUUA